CACGCACGCCCUUCGUUUACAUCGCCGAAGCUCUUCGAGCCCAUUUCUCAUUUUUCAGCUCGUAACCAGAUCCGAAAUUUCUCUCUCGGAUCGAUUUUUCCCCCAUCGGAGAAAACCCACUUCUAGGGUUUGGAGAUCCCAAAUUGUGGUUUGCGAGGUUAUUAGAUUAGACGAAGCAAGAUGGGAGGAGGAUUUCGAGUUCUUCACUUGGUCAGACCGUUUCUGUCAUUUCUGCCCGAAGUUCAGAGCGCUGACCGGAAAGUUCCAUUCAGAGAGAAGGUGAUAUACACCGUUAUCUCGCUGUUCAUUUUCUUGGUGUGCAGCCAGCUCCCUCUGUAUGGCAUUCACUCUACCACGGGGGCAGAUCCCUUCUAUUGGAUGCGUGUUAUCCUCGCUUCCAACCGCGGGACUGUCAUGGAGCUUGGGAUCACCCCAAUUGUCACAUCUGGGCUGGUGAUGCAACUCCUUGCUGGGUCUAAGAUUAUUGAAGUUGACAACAAUGUACGCGAAGAUCGUGCUCUUUUAAAUGGAGCACAGAAGUUAUUGGGUAUCCUGAUAGCUAUUGGUGAGGCAGUUGCGUAUGUUCUCUCUGGCAUGUAUGGUAGUGUUGGCCAACUUGGAGUUGGAAAUGCCAUUUUAAUUAUCAUUCAGCUCUGCUUUGCCGGUAUCAUUGUGAUAUGUUUGGAUGAACUUCUUCAGAAGGGAUAUGGUCUAGGCUCUGGAAUUUCACUUUUCAUUGCCACCAAUAUCUGUGAAAACAUUAUCUGGAAAGCAUUUAGCCCUACCACUAUCAACAGUGGGCGAGGAGCUGAAUUUGAAGGUGCUGUUAUUGCCCUGUUCCAUCUUCUGAUUACUCGAACAGAUAAGGUUCGAGCUCUCCGGGAGGCCUUCUACCGGCAGAAUCUACCGAACGUGACAAAUCUGCUAGCCACAGUGUUGAUCUUCCUUAUAGUAAUUUAUUUCCAAGGGUUCCGCGUGGUUCUGCCUGUGAGAUCAAAGAAUGCUCGUGGACAGCAGGGUUCCUAUCCUAUCAAGCUGUUCUAUACCUCCAACAUGCCCAUCAUUUUGCAGUCUGCACUUGUGUCCAACCUUUACUUCAUCUCCCAGUUGCUCUACAGGAGGUACAGCGGAAAUUUCCUAGUGAAUCUUUUGGGCAAAUGGAAGGAAUCUGAAUAUUCAGGAGGGCAAUUCGUUCCUGUUGGUGGUCUAGCAUAUUAUAUCACCGCACCUUCUAGCUUGGCUGAUAUGGCAGCCAAUCCCUUCCAUGCACUGUUCUAUCUCAUAUUUAUGUUGACUGCCUGUGCACUUUUCUCAAAAACGUGGAUUGAAGUUUCUGGAUCAUCUGCCAAAGAUGUCGCCAAGCAGCUCAAGGAACAACAAAUGGUCAUGCCUGGUCACCGUGAGUCAAACUUGCAGAAGGAGUUGAACCGCUACAUUCCCACAGCUGCUGCUUUCGGAGGCAUGUGCAUCGGUGCACUCACAGUGUUGGCCGAUUUCAUGGGGGCAAUUGGUUCAGGGACCGGAAUCUUGCUUGCAGUGACAAUCAUCUAUCAGUACUUCGAGACAUUUGAGAAGGAGAGAGCCAGUGAGCUCGGUUUCUUUGGUUUCUAGGCACGUGUAUUGCCGAGUAAUGGUCUCGCCCUGACAAUUUUGGUGUGCUGAGAGAUGUAAGUAGGUUUUAACGGAGAAGUUCAAGAUAUUAGGCUAGUCUCUUAUCACUCCGUUUCAUGAGAAUACAAAAGCAAUGCAAUCCUCUUAAAAAAAACAGUGUUAUAUGUCAAGUGUCGUUGUAUCGGUUCCUGUGGAUUUUUAUAAUUUACUGUCUGAAGUCUUUAAGGACACCUUUGAGAAGCUACUGCCAGGAUUUUGUUCUUGCUAAUUAGGUGUAGAAAUUCACUUUGUUAGAGUGUAUUUGACUCUUUGUUAACACAAGUGAAUUUGCCCGAAAAUCUGAA
This is a messenger RNA of Pyrus x bretschneideri (Chinese white pear), 1955 nucleotides long. Its product is annotated as protein transport protein Sec61 subunit alpha. The transcript has 7 exons. Gene Ontology annotation, cellular component: Sec61 translocon complex; membrane. Gene Ontology annotation, molecular function: transmembrane protein transporter activity; ribosome binding; signal sequence receptor activity. Lineage: Eukaryota; Viridiplantae; Streptophyta; Magnoliopsida; Rosales; Rosaceae. The record is from RefSeq and is a predicted model, not a curated record. The coding region runs from base 181 to 1611 and encodes 476 amino acids. Gene Ontology annotation, biological process: post-translational protein targeting to membrane, translocation; SRP-dependent cotranslational protein targeting to membrane, translocation.